This is a messenger RNA of Nelumbo nucifera (sacred lotus), 863 nucleotides long. RefSeq lists its product as uncharacterized. Gene Ontology annotation, biological process: intracellular protein transport; intra-Golgi vesicle-mediated transport; retrograde vesicle-mediated transport, Golgi to endoplasmic reticulum. The record is from RefSeq and is a predicted model, not a curated record. Lineage: Eukaryota; Viridiplantae; Streptophyta; Magnoliopsida; Proteales; Nelumbonaceae. Gene Ontology annotation, cellular component: COPI vesicle coat.
GGCCCAAAUUACAGGGGUACUAAUCGGGAAGUUUCCCUUAUCGUAAAACUUCACUGAAAACUKAAGAGGUUCUGAAGAAGAUCGAACGAGAGAAUCGACUGAAAAAUGUUGCUCGCUGUUCUCUUCUUCAACUUGGAGGGUAACAUCCUCGUCGAACGCUUUCAUGGGGUUCCAGCUGAGGAGCGGCUGCACUGGCGUACUUUCCUAGUUAAGUUGGGAUCGGAUAAUCUAAAAGGUGCCAAAAAUGAAGAGCUUUUUGUUGCUUCACACAAGUCAGUUUAUAUUGUUUAUUCAGUUCUUGGUGAUGUCUGUAUCUAUGUUGUUGGCAAGGAUGAAUAUGAUGAACUUGCUUUGGCAGAAGUCAUCUUUGUUAUAACCUCAUGUGUGAAGGAUGUAUGUGGAAAACCACCAACUGAGCGCCUGUUUCUCGACAAGUAUGGAAAGAUAUGUUUGUGUUUGGAUGAAAUUGUUUGGAAGGGGAUAUUGGAGAACACAGACAAAGAUAGAAUCAGAAGACUGAUAAGGUUAAAACCUCCUGCUGAUAUCUAAUGGGGGAGCUUCGUCCCUGUUUCAGUGAAGAUAUUAACUCAGAAGCCCAUGGCUCAGUUCUUCACUUCUCGCUCUGAUAUUGAUAUCCCCAACCUUUGAUACGUUAACAAAGUUGUGUAAAAUAUAUUGCAUGGUUGUUUUAAUAGGUGGAUAAUUGGGUAUACACUCUGAACCUAUUUGUUGUAAAAUAUUAGAUUGAUGAAUUCUCUAGACUUCAGUGAAAACUGUCGUCAAUAAGGCUCCACACUUGAAAGGAUACAGUAUACUUUUUGUCUAUUAUUAAGGUUUCUGUUCGUUUUGCUGCCUGGUUUCAA